UCAAAGCAAGGACAGGACUCCAAGGAAAAUGCUUCUCCAUUUUGGAAUAUUACUUCUUCUGUCCCAAGGACUCCUCGGCGAAGUGGACGUUUCGGAAGCUAUAGAUGGAGACAGCCGAAUUAUAGGUGGCAAAGAUGCCACUCCUGGUAUGGCAAAUUACCAAAUAUCAAUGCGUGGUCAUUACGGAAACGAAGAAUGGCACAGUUGCGGAGGAUCUAUUUUAAACGAACAGUACGUGUUAACAGCAGCUCAUUGCGUUUAUCAGAAAAACAUGAAAGAUAUGUCAAUAGUCGUUGGUACUCACACGGUCAAAAAAGGCGGCGACCGAUACAAGAUUAAGAAAUUGAUCCCCCAUGAGAAGUAUGAUAAGAAAAAGCUAAGAAACGACAUAGCUGUCGUACAGAUCGAAGGUAAAAUUAAAUACAGCGAUAAGAUUCAACCAAUUGAGUUGUUAAAGGAAAAGGCACCCAUUGGAAAGAAAUGUCUCUUGACGGGCUGGGGAUACGUAAACUAUAGACGUAGAACUGUACCAAACAAUCUUCAAAUGUUGGAGUUCCAAACAAUAAGUAAUGACGACUGCACCAAACAACUAAAACGCUCGCCUUACCCGACAUAUGUGCCUGUAGACGCCGGACAACUCUGCGCUAAGCGCCCGAACUACAAAGGUGCAUGCAAAGGUGAUUCUGGUGGUCCUCUCGUCAUGCAGGAUGAGAAGAACAAAACUGUUCAAAUGGGAGUCGUGUCCUGGGGAGUUCCGUGCGGUAAAGACUUUCCUGAUGUAUUUGCUUCAGUCCAUGGUUACUACGAUUGGAUACAGAGCAAAAUUAAAUGAAAUAUUGAAUAAAUCAAAACAUCUGAUCAAAAUAAAUAUCAUUUGAAAUAAAA
This is a messenger RNA of Pieris rapae (cabbage white), 885 nucleotides long. RefSeq names its product chymotrypsin-2-like. The coding region runs from base 29 to 832 and encodes 267 amino acids. Gene Ontology annotation, molecular function: serine-type endopeptidase activity. Lineage: Eukaryota; Metazoa; Arthropoda; Insecta; Lepidoptera; Pieridae. Gene Ontology annotation, biological process: proteolysis. The record is from RefSeq and is a predicted model, not a curated record. The transcript has 5 exons.